Messenger RNA from Carassius carassius (crucian carp), 6763 nucleotides. RefSeq names its product zinc finger protein 585A-like. The transcript is spliced from 5 exons. Lineage: Eukaryota; Metazoa; Chordata; Actinopteri; Cypriniformes; Cyprinidae. Bases 377 to 4453 code for a protein of 1358 amino acids. Gene Ontology annotation, molecular function: DNA-binding transcription factor activity, RNA polymerase II-specific; RNA polymerase II cis-regulatory region sequence-specific DNA binding. Gene Ontology annotation, biological process: regulation of transcription by RNA polymerase II. The record is from RefSeq and is a predicted model, not a curated record.
UUAACUGAAUAACUCGGGAUAUGGGUUUAAUUCGAGUCUGAGGGACUGUCAGGCACGUUUAUAAACCGAUUAAUAUGGGUAAUUCGUUGAUUGGUGCGUGCUGGAGACACGAACCGUUUCAAACGAUUCAGUUCGAUUUUGUGAACUGGCUCGACCGAUUCACUAAGAAGAUCCGGUUAAAUAUAACGAUUCGUUCGCGAACCGGACAUCACUACUCGCUUGCCAAUCGCUAUUAACAUAAAAGAAGUUACCGCUAGAGCCAUAACACAGCUCUGGAUCUUCUGAGAUCUGCUCCUCCAACUACACAGCAAUUUACCAACAGUUCAGUUCCUCCCACAACAAUUAAUGAAAGGGUUUAUGAAAGAAAGCUGAAAACAUGACUGAUCCAGAACCCUGCAAAAUAAAACUGGAAGAUACUGAAGAACAAAUAGACUUGAUAGAAGAGAACAAAGAGAUUGAAGAACUGAUUAAAGAGGGGGAGAACCAUCAUGUCAAAACUGAAGAAGCAUCCUGGAGAUCCUCCUUAACAAUAAGAGACAAAACAUGGCCUGAGUGUGAAACAAAAGCAGUUAAAAGCAGUAAAACAUUUUUUAGACCACAUUUCCUGAAGGACCACCUCAAAGUCCAUACGAAGGACAAGACUUACGUAUGUUAUUUAUGUGGAAAGACUUUUAGUCACAUGGCUGCUUUAAAGAUACAUCAGAAAAGACACAGCGGUGUGAAGGAUCAUGCUUGCUCUGAAUGUGGGAAGACUUUUUUUACAUAUGCUGCUAUGAAAGUGCACCAGACAGUUCACACUACAGAAACACCUUACAAGUGUUCACACUGUGACAAGAGAUUCAAACGGUCAGAAUAUCUGAGAAUACAUAAGAGGAUCCACACUGGAGAGAAGCCGUAUACAUGUGAACAAUGUGGGAAGAGCUUCAGACUAAAAGAAAUGCUUAAUCGACACAUUGAUAUUCACAAUGGAGAGAAGCCGCACACUUGUGAACAAUGUGGAAAGAAUUUCACACAAAAAAGUAACCUUAUCAAACACAUGAAAAGACACAGUGGAGAGAAGCAACACACAUGUGAUCAGUGUGGGAAAACUUUUGUACGUAAAGGAACCCUUAAGGACCACAUGAGAAUCCACACUGGAGAGAAUCUUCACACAUGUGAUCAGUGUGGGAAAACAUUUGUGUUUAAAGGAAACCUUAAAGACCACAUGAAUAUCCACACAGGAGAGAGGCCAUACAGGUGUGAUCAGUGUGAGAAGAGUUUCAAACAAAAAGGUGCCCUUAAUGUACACAUGAGGAUCCACACUGGAGAGAAGCCACACACAUGUGAUCAGUGUGGGAAGAGUUUCAGACUUAAGAAAACUCUUAACGAACACAUGAUGAUCCACACGGGAGAGAAGCCAUAUGCAUGUGAUCAGUGUGGGAAGAGUUUCAGACUUAAGAAAGCUCUAAGUGAACAUGUCAUGAUCCACACCGGAGUGAAGCCGUAUGCAUGUGAUCAGUGUGGGAAGAGUUUCAGACUUAAGCAAACUCUUAACGAACACAUGAUGAUCCACACUGGAGAGAAGCCAUUCACAUGUGAUCGGUGUGGGAAGAGUUUCACACAAAAACAAGCCCUUGAUGUACACACGAGGAUCCACACUGGAGAGAAGCCAUACACAUGUGAUCAGUGUGGAAAAAGUUUCUCACAAAAAGGAGCACUUGAUUUACACAUGAGGAUCCACACUGGAGAGAAGCCGUACACAUGUAAUCAGUGUGGAAAGAGUUUCAGACUUAAGCAAACCCAUAAUGAACACAUGAGGAUUCACACUGGAGAGAAGCCAUACACAUGUAAUCAGUGUGGAAAGUGUUUCAGAAAAUACGGUGUUUUUAAAAAACAUCUGCUUACUCAUUCUAGAGAGAGACUAGAAAACUGUGACCAAAGCAAAAUAACAUUUCUAAAGGACCACUUGAAAGCUCAUACAAAGGAGAAGCCUUACAUAUGUUAUUUAUGUGGAAAGAGUUUUAGUCAGAUGAUUGCAUUAAAGAUACAUCAGAAAAGACACAUUGGUGUGAAGGAUCAUGUUUGCUCUAAGUGUGGGAAGACUUUUUUUACAUAUGGUGCAAUGAAAGUGCACCAGACAGUUCACACUACAGAAACACCUUACAAGUGUUCUUACUGUGAGAAGAGAUUCAAACGGCCAGACUAUCUGAGAAUACAUGAAAGGAUCCACACUGGAGAGAAACCAUACACAUGUGAACAAUGUGGGAAGAGCUUCAGACUAAAAGAAAUGCUUAAUCGACACAUUGAUAUUCACAAUGGAGAGAAGCCACACACAUGUGAACAAUGUGGAAAGAAUUUCACACAAAAGAGUAACCUUCUCAAACACAUGAAAAGACACACUGGAGAGAAGCAACACACAUGUGAUCAGUGUGGGAAGGGUUUCUUAGACAAAGGAAACCUUAAAUACCACAUGAAUAUCCACACUGGAGAGAAGCCACACACAUGUGAUCAGUGUGGCAAAAGUUUUGCACAUAAAGGAAACCUUUUCAAACACAUGAAAAGACACUCUGGGGAGAAGCCACACACAUGUGAUCAAUGUGGGAAGAGUUUCGCAGAAAAGGGAACCCUCAAUGAACACAUGAGGAUCCACACUGGAGAGAAGCCAUACACAUGUGAUCAGUGUGGGAGGAGUUUCACACAAAGAGGAACCCUUAUUGCACACAAGAAAACCCACAGUGGAGAGAAGUCAUAUACAUGUGAUCAGUGUGGGAAAAGUUUCACACAAAGAGGAACCCUUAUUGCACACAAGAAAACCCACAGUGGAGAGAAGUCAUAUACCUGUGAUCAGUGUGGGAGGAGUUUUAUACAAAGAGGAACCCUUAUUGCACACAAGAAAACCCACAGUGGAGAGAAGUCAUAUACAUGUGAUCAGUGUGGGUUGAGUUUCAAACGAAAAGAUAGACUUCAUGAUCACAUUAAAAUCCACACUGGAGAGAAGCCAUACACAUGUGAUCAGUGUGGGAAGAAUUUCAAACGAAAAGAUAGGCUUCAUGAUCACAUGAGGAUCCACACUGGAGAGAAGCCAUACACAUGUGAUCAGUGUGGAAGGAGUUUCACACAAAGAGGAACACUUGAUGCACACAAGAAAACCCACACGGGAGAGAAGUCCUACACAUGUGAUCAGUGUGGAAAGAGUUUCACUCAAAGAGGAAACCUUAAUGCACACAAGAAAACCCACAGUGAUGAGAAGCCAUACACGUGUGAUCAGUGUGGGAAGAAAUUCAAACGAAAAGAAAGUCUUCAUGAUCACAUGAAAAUCCACACUGGAGAGAAGCCGUACACAUGUGAUCAGUGUGGAAGGAGUUUCAUACGAAGAGUAACCCUUUACAAACACAAGAAAACCCACAGUGGGGAAAAGCCGUUCAUGUGUGAUCAGUGUGGGAGGAGUUUCACACAAAGAGCAAACCUUAUUGCACACGAAAAAACCCACAAUGGAGAGAAGUCAUAUACAUGUGCUCAGUGUGGGAAGAAUUUCAAACAAAAAGAAAGCCUUCAUGAUCACAUGAGGACCCACACUGGAGAGAAGCCAUACACAUGUGAUCAGUGUGGGAAGAGUUUCAUACGAAGAGUAACCCUUUACAAACACAAGAAAACCCACAGUGGAGAGAGGCCGUACACGUGUGAUCAGUGUGAGAAGAAUUUCACCCUCAGAGAAAACCUUAUUGCGCACAAGAAAACCCACAGUAGAGAGAAGGCUUAUACAUGUGAUCAGUGUGGGAAGAAUUUCAAACUAAAAGAAAGCCUUCAUGAGCACAUGAGGAUCCACACUGGAGAGAAGCCGUACACAUGUGAUCAUUGUGGGAGGAGUUUCAUGCGAAGAGCAACCCUUCACAAACACAAGAAAACCCACAGUGGGGAGAAGCCGUACACAUGUGAUCAGUGUGGGAAGAGUUUCACACAAAGAGGAAAUCUUAUUUCACACAAGGAAACCCACAGUGGAGAAAAGCCGUACACAUGUGAUCAAUGUGGGAAGAGUUUCACACAAAGAAAAAACCUUAUUGCACACAAGAAAACCCACAGUGGAGAGAAGUCAUAUACAUGUGAUCAGUGUGGGAAGAAUUUCAAACAAAAAGAAAGCCUUCAUGUUCACUUGAGGAUCCAUACUGGAGAGAAGCUGUACACAUGUGAUCGGUGUGGGAGGAGUUUCAUGCGAAGAGUAACUCUUUACAAACACAAAAAAACCCACACUGGAGUGGAACAGCACCAGACUGUUCACACUACAGAAACACCUUACAAGUGUUCACACUGUGACGAGAGAUUCAAACGGUCAACACAACUUCAAAUACAUGAGAAGAUCCACACUGGAGAAAAGCCUCAUCACUGCCAUUCAUGUGGAGAGAGAUUCACUCAAUUAUCUUCUUUAAUCUGUCAUAAAUUACAUGUGUGCAUGUCUGAAAUUACAGUAAUUGGAUAAAGUUCUAAUCCUGUACAUCCAGGUGCUAGGUAAGGCUGCAUUAAGUAAUUAUUUUGUUCAGAGAUUAUUCAAAUGAUUAAUCUUUUUGUUGAUGAUUUUCACAGAUUAAUCAGUAUCUUGAAGGAUUAUUCGGGUUGUUUGUUAAAUUGUUGAGUUACACCCAUUCUAAGAAAUAAAAUAAGGAAAUCACUUCAGUUUUUGAAAAUGUUUUCUUAAUAUACCUAGAGUAAACCGAAUUAUCUUUCUUCGGGUUUUCAGUCCUCCUCAGAAGUCAUCAAUACACUAACUUGCUCAGUACUGAAACACAAAAAUAAAUGGGAAUUUCAACAACAUAUAGGAGGCUAAAAUAUUCAUCUACAAACUAUUGUUAGUGGCAAUUUUGAGAACACUGAGGUUUGCAAGCUUGUCUGAGUUCAUUAUAAAGUUUAAGACAAAUGUUUUCAGAGAUGAAGGCAUAUGUGUUAUUGUGUGUGUGUGUGUAUAAAUUAAUCUCUUAACGAUAAAUGCUAAUAAUGUGGCCACUGGGAGACCACAGACAAUUGUGAUUCAUUACAAUUAAUGCUGGAGGAUUAAUCGUAUUGCAAUUGCAAUCGUGAUGUCAGCCUGUGCGAUUAUAUGAUGCCAAAAUGUUGCAAUUAUAUUAAAUAAGUGUGGACUUCAGAACACACAUUCUGAGAACACUUGUAUGCUCAGUAAGGAGACCAGAAAAAAUAUGGAUGCCGAGAAGAUCGACACUGAUCUGAUUUCUAAUCUCUCUCCAGCAAAAGUCUUGAUGCCCACACACACCGUUAGUAAAGUGGGAUUUCAGAAAAUGAUCCACACAGUGGACAAAGAGGUACCAGCUGCACUCUUGAAACGGUUUCAAUCAAGUUGCUAUCCCAAAACUUUAUAACUUGCACCGAUAUGAAUUUCAAAAGGAAAGGGCUACUGUGACAUUCUUUUCAACCACUACGGACCUGUGGUAAAGCAGGACAAGUGAACCGUUUAUUAGAUUGACUGUGCACUUUGUCGCCGAGGAGUUUGAAUUGAAAAGUGACUGCCUGCAAACAUUGUAUUUCCCCGACGACCACAUCGGAGAGAACAUAGCCUUGGGCUUGAGUGAGGCACUGGCUGCGUGGGACCUCUGUGCGGAGCGUCAGGUCGCCAUCACAACAGACAAUGGCACCAACAUUAUCAAAGCGGUAGAGCUUGAUCAGUGGACUAGAAUCCAGUGCUUUGGGCAUAGACUUCAUUUGGCCAUUGAAAAUGCUCUGAAAGAACAUGCACAACGCAUUAGCAGAGCUACUGGUAUAUGCAGGAAGAUGGUUGGCCACUUCUCCCAUAGUUGGAAGAAAAGAGUGACCUUGAGGGAAGCACAACGAGAGCUCAAUCUCCCAGAGCAUGCCAUGGUGACAGUCUGCUCAACACGAUGGGGUUCCACUCAGAAAAUGAUAGCAAGAGUCCUAGAGCAGCAAAGUGCAUUGUCCCAAGUUCUCUCUACAGACUGCAAAGUGCGACGCCUACUCCCUUCAUGGCAGGACCUGGAGGUCUUGGAAUCUGUAAACAAGUCACUAAGCCUACUCCAGGACUUUACAAGUGCCUUAUUGGGUGAAUGUUAUGUGAGCAUAUCUUGUGUGAAACCUGCUCUGCAACUUCUGAACACCUCAGUGCUGGCUGAAGAUAAAGCAGACACUGACCUGACCAAAUCACUGAAAUCAAAAAUUGUUAGCUAACUCAACAACAAAUAUACAGGCACACAGGACUUCACAACUUUCCUAAACCUAAGGUUCCGAACACAAUACAUCUCUGAAGAAGAGACCUAGACCUAAAAGGUACGAGCCAUCUCUGAGUUGAUAGAUAUUCACCACCAGCAAAUCUGUAGCCCGAAGCACUGCAGUGAUGGAGAAUGAUAGCAUGGAUGUGAAAAGUCCACCUGCUGCUAAAGCCCAAAAGAAAAUUCUGGGCAGUUUCUUCAAGGAAAUCACAUGCACAGCACCAAGAGCAUCAUUGUCAUCCACAUCUGGUUUCAUGGCACAGUUUAGAGAAGCAGUGGCCACUGAACUCAAUGCUUACAUUUACAUGCCAUGUAUAGAGCAGGAGAAAAUCCACUGAAAUGGUGUAAGAUCCACAAAGUAAACUUCCCUAGCAUUGAAAUAUCUAGGCAUACAAAGCUGUACAUCAGAGAGAGCUUUUUGCACCAGUUGUAAUGUUGUGUCGAAUCAACGCUCUGAAACCAGAGAAGGUGGAUAUGCUUGUCUUUUUGGCAAAGAACCUCUAAUGUGAUAAGUUUAAUUUAGAAAGAGGAUUUGGAAGUACCAGUUGGUCAUUAAA